Haliotis rufescens (red abalone) is the source of this 1988-nucleotide messenger RNA. RefSeq names its product putative cyclin-dependent serine/threonine-protein kinase DDB_G0272797/DDB_G0274007. Lineage: Eukaryota; Metazoa; Mollusca; Gastropoda; Lepetellida; Haliotidae. The record is from RefSeq and is a predicted model, not a curated record. The coding region runs from base 154 to 999 and encodes 281 amino acids. The transcript has 5 exons. Gene Ontology annotation, molecular function: calcium ion binding.
AAGUGACCACACAUCGCCCCCGUUGACAGGUAGUUUAAGAGUCGGACUGCAGUUGUCUACAUUAGAUGACAUCGUGUUGUGGAGUACGAGAGGACAUAAGCUGUUUGUUAUUGUCAUACAAUCAGGACUUAUAAGGAUAUACUACUGGUCACGAUGAACCUCCGUGACAUAGUACUGACCUUCACCUCUGCCCUCGUGGCCUUCAGUCGUGCCCACCAAGGUCACCAUCAUGCGGAAACACAGGCAGUUGAGGGAUUCCACGAAGCCGGCAAAAACGAACAACAUAUCAAGGAGCAUAUGCAGAACGAGAUGAACACACAGAGACAGAUGUCACCACAAGAACUAGAGUUCCAUUAUUUCCGCCUCCAUGACACGAACAACGACACGAUGCUUGAUGGUCUCGAGAUCCUACAGGCUCUGUCUCACAUGCUGCCGCCGAACAACCUCCAGCCUCACGAAGUCCAGGGCAAGACGGAGGAGCAGGUCCAGACCAUGAGGCAAGACAGACACAAGCUCAUGUUCAAGAACUAUGUUGAAAUCAUUGAUAAAGUUCUCCGGGAGGAUGACCGAGAUGGAAACGGUUACCUUAGUUAUCCAGAAUAUGUCCUCGCUAGGAGGAGAGAUGAACAGCGCAUGCGUCAACAGCAGGAAGAGAUGAUGAAACAAGGAUAUCAAGGAGGGUAUCAGCAUCCUCCACAAGGAUACCAACAACCGCCACAGGGGUACCAACAACCGCCACAGGGGUACCAACAACCUCCCCCACAAGGAUACCAGCAACCCCCGCAGGGAUACCAACAACCUCCUCCACAAGGGUACCAACAACCUCCUCCACAAGGGUACCAGCAACCUCCUCAGGGAUAUCAACAACCUCCCCCACAAGGAUACCAACAACCUCCUCCACAGGGGCACCAACAACCUCCCCAGGGAUAUCAGCAACCUCAACAUGGACAGCAACCACCACAACACGGACACCAACCUCCCCAACAGGCCCCUAAAUAAAUCAUUUGUAUGAACAUAUGGAUAUUUCACAUAUUGAUGGUCGGAUGCGGCAGUCGUGUCCAAUACCACCCAUUUGAUGGGGAAUGCAGAUGUCAGUUGGAAGUUGCGUAAAAUCAAGUGGAUUGUGAGCAUUUGGAUUAUGGGAAUAACGAUUAUUGAAAAGUAUUGAAGAAGUCAUGAGUUACCGUUGCUGAGUCGGUGGAUGUGAGGAGAGAUGACUUGGUGUAACACACGUUCAGUGAUAAGGUUGGAUAUUAAUACAAACAUUGAGACAGUUUUAAAAUAUUAUGUUGCCAAUGAGUGAACGUUCUACACCACAUAGACAUGUUCGAGUGACACGGAAUUCAUGUGUAGAACACUAUUGUCAAAAGGUGUGCUUCAUUUGUUUUUUGUGUGAAUGAAAGCGUAUGAUGAGAGAACGCUAGAAAUGUAAUAUUGUAUUGUAUAGUAUGCCGCUUGAUGGUGGUAGCGUUAUAAUGAAUCUGAUGCUGCAGAUGCAAGCAUUUGGACAAACAAUACGUGUAUAUUUUACACAUUUGCCAAAAGAAAUAUACAAAUACCGCCCAUGGUGUUCAACGUUGAUGUUCUGAAGACCUAGUAUGUACUUCUCAACAGGUGCACUUUUUGUGUCAACUAUUUAACCUUAACCGUUUGUGUCCAAUAGCUAUGUUAUCAUUUGCUGGACAUAUGGCGAACGAUCACCUAUGCUGAACAUGUGCCUUUAAGAAUAUGUUGAUUGAAACACAGCCCCAGGAUGAGCAUCAGUCAUGUCCAACAUGGCCAAGAUGAAGAGUGUCUAUUUAUUGCCUGUUAUCACCACCAUGUCAUGAGAUGAUUUCAGAGUGCAUGUCCUCACCUCAUUCUGUAAACACGUGCUCGUCAGACAAACUUUGACAGAGCUGUCUUUGGCGUAAGAUCAUUAACAUGAAAUCUAUGUACAUCUAUAAUAUAUAAACCACAUAUGAAUAAAGUCAAGAUUAUUGUAAUGU